UGUAAUAUGUCCCUGGUUAUCUUUUAUUUAGGUGACUGUGCACUGAAUACAUGGCUCAUGCAAAUGAAUCAGUGGUAUCUGAGUUUGUGCUGCUGGGUCUCUCUGAAUCUUGGGAACUUCAACUUUUCUUUUUUGCCAUCUUCUUUAUAGUAUAUGUGUCAUCUGUGCUUGGCAACAUCAUGAUUAUUGUAAUCAUUUCCUCUGACUCCCAUCUGAACUCCCCCAUGUACUUCCUGCUCAGUAACCUUUCUUUCAUUGAUAUCUGUCAGUCUAACUUUGCCACUCCCAAGAUGCUUGCAGACUUUCUUAUUGAGCAUAAGACUAUCUCUUUUGAGGGUUGCAUGGCUCAGAUAUUCCUUCUUCACAGUUUUGUUGGGAGUGAGAUGAUGUUGCUUGUGGCCAUGGCAUACGACAGAUUUAUAGCCAUAUGUAAACCCCUGCACUAUAGCACAAUUAUGAGUCGGAGAUUAUGUAUAAUUUUUGUGUCUAUAUCUUGGGCUGUGGGUAUUCUUCAUUCUGUGAGCCACUUGGCAUUCACAGUGGAUCUGCCAUUCUGUGGUCCCAAUGAGGUAGACAGCUUCUUUUGUGACCUUCCCCUGGUGAUAGAACUGGCUUGCAUGAAUACUUAUGAAAUGGAAGUUAUGACCCUAACUAACAGUGGCCUGAUAUCACUGAGCUGUUUUCUGGCUUUAAUUAUUUCUUAUACUAUCAUUUUGAUCACUGUCCAACGCCGGUCCUCCAGUGGAUCUUCCAAAGCACUUUCCACUUUAACUGCCCACAUCACAGUGGUGAUUCUUUUCUUCGGACCUUGCAUUUAUUUCUACAUAUGGCCUUUCAGCCGGCUUUCUGUGGAUAAAUUCAUUUCAGUGUUUUAUACUGUUUGUACACCUCUGUUGAACCCUAUUAUCUACUCUCUGAGGAAUGAAGAUGUUAAAUCAGCCAUGCGGAAGCUGAGAAAUCGCCAUGUGAACUCCUGGAAAAACUAGGGAACAACCAUGAGGGAGAAUAAUUUU
This is a messenger RNA of Chrysochloris asiatica (Cape golden mole), 1013 nucleotides long. RefSeq names its product olfactory receptor 4K1-like. The transcript has a single exon. The record is from RefSeq and is a predicted model, not a curated record. Lineage: Eukaryota; Metazoa; Chordata; Mammalia; Afrosoricida; Chrysochloridae. Gene Ontology annotation, molecular function: olfactory receptor activity; G protein-coupled receptor activity. Gene Ontology annotation, cellular component: membrane. The coding region runs from base 51 to 986 and encodes 311 amino acids. Gene Ontology annotation, biological process: G protein-coupled receptor signaling pathway.